This is a messenger RNA of Theileria parva strain Muguga, 1136 nucleotides long. Its product is annotated as Protein similar to CwfJ C-terminus 1 family protein. Gene Ontology annotation, cellular component: post-mRNA release spliceosomal complex. NCBI's taxonomy places the organism in Eukaryota, Apicomplexa, Aconoidasida, Piroplasmida, Theileriidae. The record is from RefSeq and is a predicted model, not a curated record. Gene Ontology annotation, biological process: mRNA splicing, via spliceosome. The transcript has 4 exons. The coding region runs from base 14 to 1096 and encodes 360 amino acids. Gene Ontology annotation, molecular function: RNA lariat debranching enzyme activator activity; RNA binding.
AUUUUAUAUAUAAAUGAGUGAGGAAGGAGGUUCUGAGAAGGAAUCUCACAAAAAUGGAUUCGUUGUUAAAAUUACGAAUAUACCUGGCCAAAUCGAUGAAUCUUCACUUAAAAGUGUAAUGGGCCAUUUCGGAAAGGUGGAAAUGUGUAAACUAAUCUUCGGAGAGAUGAUUAGCGAUCCAGCAACAGCUUGGGUACAAUAUAAGAGUGAAUCUGAAGUGGAAAAGGCUUUAAAAGCUGAUGGUAAACUAGAAUGUGGAGGAUGUAAGUUAAAAAUAACAAGAUGGGAAGGUGCAAUUCCAUCAGAAAGAACUGAACAAAAGAGAAAAUUAACAGAAUCAUCAACUUGUCAGGAUUCUUGCUGGUUUUGCCUAGCUAAUGACGAAUGUGAAACACACAUGAUUUCAUACGUUUCAAAACAUUGUUAUGUCGCUGUGGCUAAGGGAUCUUUAUCGGAUAUGCAUAGUUUGGUUGUGCCUAUAUAUCAUUACCCGAAUCUGGGAUCAGCUCCGCUGGAUGUACAAAUGGAUAUUAAGAAGGUUAUAGACAGAUUAUUUGACAUUGCAUUAUCAAAAGGAAAUGGAGCAAUAGCAUUUGAAAGGUUUGUGCCAUUGACGAUGAAAGUAGCAAUGCAUACACAAGUACAAGUAUUGGAAGUUCCUUCACAUAGAGCACUUCAAUGUUUCAAUUUUGUGGAUAAGUCACAGAUAUUUUCUGAUGCUACAAGAAUACCAUUUGAGUCUGAAGAUGUUGGAUUUCACGGAAUUACAUCAAGAGUAAACAAUAAAACACAAUAUUUAUAUCUGCAAGCAGUUGGCAAGUCAGAUGAUUCUGGUGAGGUAUCAUUUGCAAAAUGUCUCUGGGUAUUUGACAGGCCAAACUACCGUAAAAUACCAACUCACUUUGGAAGAGAAAUCGCACUAUCGGUUUUAUCCCAUAGAGAUCUUGAAAAAAUUAAAAGCUUGAAUAAAUAUGUUAGUGAAACUAAUAUGAAGCCUGGAAUCGCAGCCAUCGAUUGGCAUAACUGUGUAGCUACAAAAGAGGAAGAAACAGAAUCCUGUAAAAACAUAUCAAAAAUGAUACUAGGAGUUGAAUAACCUUGACUUACAAUAAAAUUUUGAUAAUUUUUAAUUUAAU